Molecule: messenger RNA, 1229 nt
Organism: Austrofundulus limnaeus
Lineage: Eukaryota; Metazoa; Chordata; Actinopteri; Cyprinodontiformes; Rivulidae
Gene: lrrc39
Product: leucine rich repeat containing 39
Exons: 9
Coding region: 113-1153 (346 amino acids)
Cellular component (GO): cytoplasm
Molecular function (GO): protein binding
Source: RefSeq, a predicted model, not a curated record
GUCAGAUUACGGAGCAGAGGACGCAGCAUGGUGGACUGCUGCAAGACAACAGGGAUGGUCCACCAGGGUCAGAAGUCAUCCUACCUGUUCACCUGGACACUGUGACAUCAUCAUGGUUGGAGUGGUGACAUGCAGCUCAGUGAGCUCCAUCAAGGCUCUGUGGGAGACCCGAAUCAAGAGGAGGGAGGAGGAGCAGGAAGAGGAGUAUAAGAGGAAGACAGCCAGGAGCGCCACAGGAAGACUCAGCAUCUGGGCCUGGGAGGACCGUGCAGUUCUGGCUCGCCUGAGGAAGAAGGUUCAGACUGAGGAUGGAAGACUUGUCCUCCGAAUCGAACAUGAAGAGUGGAAGUCUUUUCCAGGAUGUCUGGUCCAGUUCUGUCAGGUCCACGAGUGGCAGAUCCACAGAACUGGCCUACUGAAAAUCCCACAAUUCAUUUCCAGUUUCCAGAGCCUUUUAGUCCUGGAUCUGUCUCGUAAUAGCAUUGCUGAGAUCCCGAGACAGAUUGGGAAGCUGACCCAGCUCAGAGAGCUGCUGCUGAGCUACAACAGAAUCCAAUUAGUUCCUGAAGAGCUGAGUGGAUGUGAGAAUCUGGAGAGGCUGGACCUGGCCAUGAACAGGGACCUGAAAGACCUCCCAGACCAGCUGAGGAACCUGAGGAAGCUCCAGCACCUGGAUCUGUCUAUGAACGCCUUCAGCUCCCUGCUGGACUGUGUGGUUUCGCUGCCAGCACUUGAGUGGCUUGACAUGGGUGGAAACUGCUUGCAGAAUUUACCUGAAGACAUCCAUAGGAUGGAGAAGCUUCACACGCUGUGGCUGCAGAGGAACCAGCUGGAGAGACUUCCAGAGAACAUCAGCAGGAUGAAGAAUCUGGAUACGCUGGUCCUCAGCAGUAACAUGCUGAGAGACAUCCCAUCACUGAUGGAAGACAUGUCCAAUCUCAGGUUUGUGAAUUUUCGAGACAAUCCUCUAACUCUGGAUGUCAGUCUGCCUCCGAGGAAGACUCUGACGGAGGACAAUGAAGACGAAGAAGACAGGGAAAUGUUUGGACGGGAGUUCAUGCAGACGUACAUUAAAGAGGCCAGAAAGAGAGCGUACGCCGUGCUCAACAUGCACUGCAUCAAUCAACUCAAAGAAGACACUUCAGAUCAAUAACCCAACCGGAGGAUCUUGGGGAUCAGCCAGAGGUUAACCCCCCACCCCACCCCCAACAAAACAAUAAAUAAAACAA